AUGGCAAAAAUCCUUCGUACUUCAUAUACAGCCAGAGAAAAACGUCGCAUUAUUGCUUAUUGUAAACAAAAUUCUUUACGAAAUGCUCAACAAAAAUAUGGAAUUCAUUUUGCACAAAUAUCAAAAUGGUGUAAAAAUGAAUCAGCUAUAUCGAAAGCUAAAUCUAAAAAUCGCCAUAUUGGUGCUGGUUUAAAACCUUUAUAUCCAGAUGUUGAAGAAUUAAAUAAAUGGAUUGAAAUUUUAUCAUCUUAUAAAUGGCUCUAUGACUUUAUGAAUUGUUAUAAUAUUUCUAUUCGUAAAAAAACAAAAAUUGGACAAAAAUUACCUAGGGAACUUUCUUCAAACUUAUAA
Molecule: messenger RNA, 351 nt
Organism: Ambispora leptoticha
Lineage: Eukaryota; Fungi; Glomeromycota; Glomeromycetes; Archaeosporales; Ambisporaceae
Source: the annotation of a GenBank genome assembly